UCUCCGACUUCUUUAAUCCAUCUCAAAAUGAAUAAAUACUCAUACUAUCCAUUAUUGUAAAAUUUGUACAAAAAAAGCUCUUAACUCUUUUCUUAACAAUAAUAAAUAGGAGUAUCAUAAUUUAAAUAAACAGAUAAAUGAUUAGUUUAGAAACCUGGUAGGAGGUGCGAAACGCAGCUGCGCAAUCCAAAGCACGAGGACCACUCUCUACUCAAACUCCACCAUCUGUCAUCUACGCCUUCGCCCCUCUCGUGUUUCCCACAACGGUUACUCCUUCUCCCUCUCCUAUUUCAACCCAUGCCAUGGCUUGUCUGAGCCGCUACCACCACCACCACCACCCCCGCGGCGCCACCUGGCUCUCUUCCCCUGACGAAAUGCUCCAACACUGCCCCCUCUCCGCCCACCACCGCCGUCUCCGCGAUGACGACGCCGAACCUAUCUACCUUCCCUCUCUCUCCUCCGCCUACCGCAUCUUCCCCGUCUACGCCAUGGGCGCCCCCGACCCGACACCAGAACCCGAAUUAGACGGACCCGACCCGAUUUGGAACGCUGUCAGGGACGAAGCCAAGCUCGAGGCGGAGAAGGAGCCGAUUCUGAGUAGCUUCUUGUACGCUAGCAUUUUGGCGCAUGAUUGCUUGGAGCAAGCAUUGGCGUUUGUCGCCGCUAAUCGUCUCCAAAACCCUACUCUCUUGGCCACUCAGCUUAUGGAUAUCUUCUGCAAUGUCAUUUUGCAUGACAAAGCUAUCCAGCGAUCCAUUCGCCUUGAUGUUCAGGCAUUUAAAGAUCGUGACCCUGCUUGUUUGUCGUAUUGCUCCGCGCUUUUGUAUAUGAAGGGUUAUCAUGCUCUGCAAGUACAUCGGGUAGCCCAUGCAUUAUGGCACCAGGGGCGCAAAGUCUUGGCCCUAGCUUUGCAAAGUCGUGUUAGUGAGGUUUUUGGUGUGGACAUUCAUCCAGCUGCGAAAAUUGGGGAGGGGAUUUUAUUAGAUCAUGGGACAGGUGUGGUUAUUGGUGAAACUGCUAUUGUUGGAAACAGAGUUUCACUGAUGCAUGGUGUAACAUUAGGAGGCACGGGGAAGGAAAUAGGUGAUCGCCAUCCCAAAGUAGGUGAAGGGGCACUAAUUGGAGCUAGUGCAACUAUACUUGGAAAUAUAAAGAUUGGUGAAGGUGCCAUGAUUGCUGCGGGUUCCCUGGUGUUAAAAGAUGUCCCUCCUCACUGCAUUGCGGCAGGAAUACCAGCUAAAGUCAUUAGUGGUCUACAGGAGCAUGACCCAUCUUUAACCAUGAAGCAUGUGUACAUGCUAUCCUUAUAUCUCGAAUUUUGUUCUUGGGAUUCUGCAGAUGCUACUAAAGAUUUUUUCACACAUGUAGCUACUAACUUCAGAGAUGAAAAGCCCAAUGGAGCGCAGCAUCCAGAUAGAAAUGAAGUGAACAUUUGAGAGGUUCGGCAGCGUAGUCUCAUUUGGCAUGCAUUGUCUUCAAAGGAGGCAUGAUGUUAUAAUUAAUAUUAGAAUCAGGAUCAGUUCCAAACGAUAACGUGGAUUUCGUAUAUCAAUGGUAUUUUAUGGUUUACAUAAUAACAAUUUAUGCUGCUGAGUGCCUGCGGUUUUUGCACCAGUAUAGCAAAUUUCUGUAGACAAACUUAGAAGCAGAUGCUACUUUAUCUAAGCUUCUGCUUUUCAACUUCCCUUUUUGUCCUAGUAAAACAAUGUGGGAGGAGGGAGGAUAUUCGAUCUAGUAUUUAGCUCUUCAAAUAUAUAGUUAAUUUUUCCUUCU
Molecule: messenger RNA, 1773 nt
Organism: Glycine soja
Lineage: Eukaryota; Viridiplantae; Streptophyta; Magnoliopsida; Fabales; Fabaceae
Product: serine acetyltransferase 2-like
Exons: 10
Coding region: 303-1436 (377 amino acids)
Cellular component (GO): cytosol; cytoplasm
Molecular function (GO): L-serine O-acetyltransferase activity
Source: RefSeq, a predicted model, not a curated record